UGAAUUCACAACCUCAACGCUGGCCAAGCAGUAUGCCAUGUUUGACGGCCAAAGGGGAAUGUGACGUCACGAACCACAGGGUCUUCGUUGAGAACAACAUGGCGAUUCUGUUGUCACGAAGUGUAAACAGCCAGGAAUAAAUGAGGAAUUUGUUGUUUAAAGUUGAACAGGAGUCGUCCCAAUCAUCGUAUUACUGAGCUCUAACGACUGGAUGAAAGCUUGUUCAUCAUUUCAUAGGGCGCGCGUGCAAGGAGUGGUUGAAAUUGUGUUUUGAACACAGAUGUCUGCUUUAACACACACUCUAUUAGCCGGGAGAACCACUGCGAGAUCGAGCGGCGGCGGCGCAACAAGAUGACUGCGUACAUCACGGAGCUGUCCGACAUGGUGCCCACCUGCUCAGCCCUGGCGCGCAAGCCAGACAAGCUGACCAUCCUGCGCAUGGCGGUGGCACACAUGAAGGCGCUCCGUGGUGAGUCAGCGGGAACAGGAAACACAAGUUCCGAUGGGACAUACAAGCCAUCUUUCCUCACUGAUCAAGAGUUAAAACACUUGAUUUUGGAAGCAGCUGACGGCUUCUUAUUUGUUGUUAUGUGCGACACAGGCAGAAUCAUUUAUGUUUCUGACUCUGUUGGUCCAGUGCUUAACCAUUCUCAGAAUGAUUGGUUUGGAACAUCUGUAUAUGAUCACCUUCACCCAGAGGAUUUAGAAAAAGUAAGGGAGCAACUUUCUACUCAAGAAACUCAAAAUCCAGGCAGGAUCUUGGAUUUAAAGACAGGCACUGUUAAAAAAGAGGGCCAUCAAUCUUCUAUGCGUCUCUCUAUGGGUCCUAGAAGAGGUUUCAUCUGUCGCCUUAAAGUUGGCAACAUGGGCCCAGAUGCCAUGGCAGCUGGCCACCUCAAUCGACUGAAACAACGUAACAGUCUGGGGCCAUCUCGCGACAAUCAGAACUAUGCAGUUGUACAUUGCACUGGGUAUAUUAAGAAUUGGCCUCCAUCAGGGACCGAUUAUGGUGUGCAAAUGGAGUCGAGAGGGGAGGAUGAUGGAACUCAUUGCUGCUUAGUUGCCAUUGGUCGUCUUCAAGUCACUUCAACUCCAAAUACGAGUGACUUGUCAGGUGCCAACAAUAAUUGUGAAUUCAUAUCCCGUCACAGUAUGGAUGGAAAAUUUUCAUUUGUUGAUCAAAGGGUAAUGAAUAUUCUUGGCUAUAAACCUCCUGAAUUGUUAGGGAAGUCAUGCUUUGAUUUCUUUCACCCGGAAGACCAAACUCAUAUGAAGGAAAGCUUUGAGCAAGUGCUUAAGUUGAAAGGACAAGUUAUGUCUGUCAUGUACAGAUUCCAAGCUAAAAACCAUGAAUGGUUGUGGCUCCGUACGUCAGCAUUUGCCUUUUUAAAUCCCUAUACAGAUGACGUUGAGUACAUUGUCUGCACCAAUUCAACCGCCAAGUCUCUGCAUUCACCUGGAGAUGGGACUCCUGCGGACACAAGUGAGCAAGUUACUUACCAGCCGCAACCCACUCCUCAGGCUCAACAUCAAGGCCAGCCUGGACUCGACUACAGCUUGCAGAGAAGAGAUGCAACCCCUGUCUACCAGCACAUGCUACCGACUACGCAUCUGCAUGAUACCACGGUAGCUGCAGCUCAGAGCCAAGGCCGGCCCUCUAGUGUCCAGAACGUCUACAGCAAUUACGACACCACCCCGUCUCCCAUCGCCUACGGCUCUCCCAGCCAGCAGGCCCAAGGCACGGCCAACGCCGUCUUGGGUCGCAUCAGCAAAACUGCAAACACCUCACCGACGCCCACCCAGGCGGCCUGGAGUCAGCAGUACAGUCAGCUCAGUCCGUCGCGGUCUCCGGGCGGUCCCACGUACACCCAGCUCAGUGGGGGCGCCCGUGCCGGGCCGCUCCCCACACCCUCCUACCACACCCCGACAGUCACGAGCAACACAGCCGGCAUGUGGUGGACGGGUGCCGGGACGGCCGAGGCGACUGGGACCGUCACUUCAGCAGGCACGACUGUGCAGACGGCCACCCCCCAGCAGCACGAGCUCACCGACAUGCUGCAGAUGUUGGACCAGUCCGGCGGGGCCUCGUUUGAGGACCUGAACAUGUUCAACACAGGCUUCGACCUUCAGCGAGAGGGUCGCUACAACGAGCCGUGGAGUCGGCCGGUAUGAUGAUUAAAUUAGGCUCUAGCUGCUGCCAGUUGGGGCAACUUUUAGAUAUUUUUCAUUUCUUAAAAAAAUAUAGAUGGUCAUAUUUUUACUGCUUCCCUCCAUUCAUCCUUGUUUCUCUCCCCUAGUCAGUUCAUUUGACAAAAAUCCGUACUACUAUUGACAUAACUUCCUCACGGAACUUAUAUUUAUUUGGAUUAAACAACUAUAUAGUUGAUAUGUACUUUUCACUUCAUUGUGUUACUUUUCAUACGUCACUCACUAUAGCGUUUCCCAAGUUUUUAAAAAGUUCCUCUGCCCAACCAUGAUCUUUGAGUAUAAAUAGAGCUCAAGACAAUGUGAUGUUUAGUUAGGAGUAAAAUUACCAAAAGUUUUUUCAUUUAGCUUGAGCAUCAUUUUCUCCCCUUGUAAAAUCAUAAAGAACCAAUGAUUUUUCUGUAUUUUGUAAGAAGCCAUGUCUUAUGUCUCCUUUUUUUUUUUUUUGAUAUGGUAUGUGGUGAUUUAUACUAAUAAUUGUAAGUUUGCGCUUAUUGCAUUACUGAGGUAUUGGCCUCAUCUAGGAAUUUGUAAUGUGUCACAUCUUUAUCAUACAAAGUAGAGUGCAAGUAGAGAAGAGGAAAGAAGUUUCCAAUUGCCUACGUGUUGUGUACUCUUAAAGAAGUGUUUCCCUUUCAUACUAGUAACUUUUACUCUGACUUGAUAAGGCCUGUUAUGAUUGUACAAGACUGCAAAGCAGUGUCAUAAUUCUGUAGUGUAGAAGGGUUUUCAUAAUGGCUUCCAUUCCGAUCAGUUAUAUGUUAUAUGAUGUAGUUAGAUUUUCAACAUUACCUAUUUUGUACUACUAGGCUUGAGGAAUUUCCUGAAUGUAUGUUAUUGAUUUUAUUAUUUUUAUCCCUUGAGUUAUUAAAUUUGAUAGUUAAUUUAUAGUAGUGAUAUUUUAAUCUUUUUAAGUUGUUUUGAUAUUUUGUAUUGGGUAUUUUUUUUUCUUUACCCUUAAAGAAUCUACUGUCAAGAUGUAAUAAUCUCAUAAUCGGUAUAUAAGACGUUUUCCCUAUUACUUACACUAGCAAGAGAAGUAUUUUAUUCCAUUUUGUAGCUCUCUGGAAAUCAUUAUAAAUACUUCUUGAUAUGAAUGGAUGUAUUUCUUUUCAACAAACAUGAUGAGAACUGACGUUUGUUUGUCUUCAAUUAUGUGAAGAAUUGAUUUCUUUGCAGUGUUGUAGAAUGCAAAAAAAAAAUAAUGAUGAUUUUCUAUGGUAAUGCUUUCUUUGAUUUGCAUAUUUUAUUUUAAUACUUUUUAAAAAUGAAAUGGUCUUCAUUGAGAUGUUGUUCACUCGCACUAUGUAAGCUCUUUUCUAUCUUAACUUUGUAAGUCAGAACCUCAAGCUUGGUGAUGGACCUGGAUAUUAAUGUGAAAACAAAUUAUGGUUUCCAUCCUUGGGGGAAAUGGGUAGCUUUGUAUUGUUACUUCAUCCUUUUAUUGUUUCAUCUUCAAAGUCAUGACUGAUCUGUGGUCUGCAUUUACAGAUUCUAAUUUUGUGCUCUGGUGUAAAGUGGUUUGCUUCUGAAUUCUUACUGUAGGAUUAAGUAUGUAUCCUAUGAGCAAACAUCAUUCCUUUCAAAAUCCUUUCUCAGGGACUGGAGGGUUUUUCUUUCUUUUGUGAUGCCAUUAAUGGCUUUUCUCCAAGUAUUAAUCCAGUGUUUUAUUCGGCUAAGUGUUAUUCUAACAAGUUUCCUAUUUCCUGAAGUUUACCCUUGGAAACUGGUUUCUAAGUGACAACCAAUCCAUCACAUUAGGGAAUGGUGAAAGUACGGAGUUUUUAAAUUCAAGUAGAAUUUGAAAACCACCAUAUGUACUCAAGUAUGAGACGCCUCUAUUGUCUAUGCAAUCAGUGCCUUUGUUGCUGUUGAGGCUUCCUGAUUUUCUGUUAGUGCAAAGUUGACAGCCCAUAAUGCAACAUCCACUUUGAGGCUAACAGAAAUUUAAUGCUGCAAGGGCAACAGAGGGGAAAGCUUGAAUGCUGUGUCUUAUGAUCGUGUGAAUGGAGUACAUAUGUACUAUCUGAGAGGAGUGUUAGCAUUUAUAAUGAUUUAAAUUGUGCUUCAUUGAGUAAAAUAUAGGUUAAUUAUGAGCAUUCUGUGUCUGUGUGUAAUAGCGGUUUGUUUGAAUGAUUAUAAUAUUCGAACGGUUCAUACCAAUCUCAAAAAUUCUAAGGAAGACAGAACGCAGUGUUAUUGUAUAUCUCCACAAAUACUUCUGUCAAUUUGGCAGCUAUAGCAAUGCUGAAGAGUUAACUUCUCUAUCAUACAAGUGGAACCACCAAAUUAAACAGGAAGGUUAAUUGUGGAAUUAAACUAGAUAUUUAAAUAAUAGUGAACUGUGCAUUACUAUAAUUAUAGUACAAUAGAAAUAUAAUAAGCACAUAUCAAGAAAAUUUGUUAUUUGGUUUGACUAAUGAAAAUUGAUAUUGGUGAAA
Messenger RNA from Frankliniella occidentalis (western flower thrips), 4646 nucleotides. RefSeq names its product aryl hydrocarbon receptor nuclear translocator homolog (gene tgo). Gene Ontology annotation, molecular function: DNA-binding transcription factor activity, RNA polymerase II-specific; protein dimerization activity; RNA polymerase II cis-regulatory region sequence-specific DNA binding. The record is from RefSeq and is a predicted model, not a curated record. Lineage: Eukaryota; Metazoa; Arthropoda; Insecta; Thysanoptera; Thripidae. Gene Ontology annotation, biological process: regulation of transcription by RNA polymerase II. Gene Ontology annotation, cellular component: nucleus; aryl hydrocarbon receptor complex; cytoplasm.